Messenger RNA from Topomyia yanbarensis, 1445 nucleotides. RefSeq lists its product as uncharacterized. The annotation marks the transcript as partial. Gene Ontology annotation, molecular function: protein binding. NCBI's taxonomy places the organism in Eukaryota, Metazoa, Arthropoda, Insecta, Diptera, Culicidae. The record is from RefSeq and is a predicted model, not a curated record. The transcript is spliced from 9 exons.
UUACCGGAAUCGCCGUCUCUGCCGCUCAUCGUAUACUGCCACCCCCAUCCGAACUGGCCGGUCACCGACAACACUCGAACGGCGUCGUCGCGCGCAUGUGUAAUCCGAUACCGACAGUAUACCGCACUACAUUGGGCCGCCAAGCACGGUAGCGAAGACGUCGUUAAAUUGGUAGCCGGGACUUUAAAGGCAGAUGUCAACGCAAGAACGAAUGGGGGCUACACUGCACUUCACAUCGCCAUGCAAUUUGGCCGCAACGACAUCUUCGAACUUCUCUGUAAUGUAUAUAAGGCUGACCGGGACUUGCUAGACUGGAGCGGCAAAAAAGCGUUGGAGUAUCAAAAACAGAUGACAAGUGUGUCGGCAUCCACCUACAGCAGUGAGUAUGAUCCCAUGUUUGUAGUGAACGAACGGUUCCAUUCUCUUCCGUCGAAAAAACUUCUCUCGCCGCUAUCACGAGGCGGCACUUUCAUGCGCAAGAAAAGUCGCCGCCAGCGUCCUUCCACUGCGACAGGGGUCGAACUGCAACGCACCCAUUCAAUGCUUACUGUGAUCACGCCGGAACAUCUAUCGCUUGCCACUAACACUAGGCCGGUCGCGUUGAACAUCGACGCCGGUAACAGCAGCGGCAACAACAAUCGCACUAGCCUCAUGGCUCGAGCGCCUGAUACAAUGAGCCUUAUGAGUGGCAGCGCCGGAAACUUGCGUAGAAAUGACAAAAUCAACCAGAGCUUUUUUCGACGCAAGAAGCCGCACAACAUACUGAAGUUUAAAUUAGUGCAAAAUUAUGCCUACAUGUCAAUUUUGAAUUAUAUGGAUGAUGUAAGAAAUGAAAUAAUACUAAACUUUAUUUUUCCAUGUCGCAAAACAGAAAUCAAAGCCAGGAAAAAGCAUACAGAAAAAGACUCGGGAUUCCUGCGGAUUGGCUCUCUGAACGUUCGAGUGAAGAAAACGACCGAAGCCUUCAGCAACUUUUUGGGAGUUGGGACCAACACGACGCGUCUCCCGCAGACCCUGAGAACUAGUGCACCACCAAGUUCCGCAUACUUCGAGAAACUCCACAAGAGCUGGGGAUCCGCUGACAAUAUACCGCAUGAACAUGGGGCAAUGCCACCACCGAAAUACGACUCCGUAAAAAAACGUCGACCGAAGCGAGACGCCGAGUACGAUCCCAUGAACGAUCAUUUCAGUCAGAGCGUACCGACGACACCGAGCCAGUCACGAGCACCCAUAGGCAUACUGUCAGAGAAUCCCGACACCGAAUCAGAAAAUCCUGGCGAUUCUGAUUCAGAUACAGCCUGCGGCUUCGAUUCCAACUGGAGGCCUACUUAUAUCUAAUAUAGGACACUGGUUAUGCCAGAUUUCGAACUAAAUAUACUAGAUUUCGUGAUUGCUGUUGAUGUAUAUUUAAUAUUAUGAUAUUAUUAAAUGAAUUUUAUGACCAA